AUGUGGACGGAGAAGUACCGGCCUGCGACGCUGCAGGAGAUGGCGCUGCCCUCGGAGGUGAGAGACUUCUUUGAGUCUUUGCUGACGGGGAAGAACGCGCUUCCGAACCUCAUGCUGUACGGGCCUCCUGGCAGCGGGAAAACGUCGCUGGCGCUCAUACUGGCUGGCGCCCUCACGCGGAAAGAGAGCGUCCUGGAGCUGAAUGCGUCAAGCGACAGAGAAAUUUCUUCAAUUCGGGGGAAAAUAAAGUCGUUUGCCUCCAGCAAGGCGCACUCUGGGGAGGUGAAGAUCAUCAUAAUGGACGAGUGCGAGUAUCUUACUGCAGACGCCCAGCACUGCCUCAGAAGAAUCAUUGAAGACACGCACAAAAACACCCGGUUUAUAUUUAUAACAAACUACAUCAACAAAGUGAUAGACCCUAUUAAGAGCAGGCUGGUCUCUGUGCACAUUCCAUGGACUGGGAGGGAGGAAAGCCUGCAGAUUCUGGAGAAAGUGCGGGAGGGCGAGGGCCUGGGGGUUUCGCCGGAAAACGUCAAAUACAUCCUGGAAAUAUCGGGGGGAGACAUGCGGAGGGCUCUUGUGCUUCUGCAGACUGUGGGCUCGUGCAAGGCACCCGCAGAGAGCCACCGGGCCAUCAUAGAAGAGAUUUCUGGGAGGGUUCCCACAGAAGUUAUCGAAAGCAUUGUGCGCGCAGAGACGACGCAAGACAUUUUGGACCUGUCGAGAAGAAUAGCCAGGCAGGGGUACUCUGCAAGGGACAUUCUGCAGGGCGUGGUGGAGCACCUGGAAAAGCACGUUCUGAAAACCCGGAAGGUCCUUGAAGCCCUGGUCCUCCUGGGGGAGUGCGAGGGAGACAUUUUAAGCGGCGGCUCAGACGAGAUACACAUAGCCAGGAUGGUCUCCAGCGUGUCUGGCGCAGUUUCCCACGCAGACAAAUAA
This is a messenger RNA of Nematocida major, 939 nucleotides long. Its product is annotated as replication factor C subunit 2/4. The record is from RefSeq and is a predicted model, not a curated record. Gene Ontology annotation, cellular component: DNA replication factor C complex; nucleus. Gene Ontology annotation, molecular function: DNA binding; ATP binding; ATP hydrolysis activity. Bases 1 to 939 code for a protein of 312 amino acids. Gene Ontology annotation, biological process: DNA repair; DNA-templated DNA replication. NCBI's taxonomy places the organism in Eukaryota, Fungi, Microsporidia. The transcript has a single exon.